ACUAUAGAUUUGAAUGAAAAAAUUGAAGGGGUUAAGGAUAGGAAGUAUGAUUUUUUGCUUUGUGUGGGCACUUUGACGAAAGGACAUGUUGGACCUGGAUGUCUAGGUGAGUUUUGCAGAGUGGUUAGAGGGGGAGGGCAGGGAUUAGUGAUUGCUACGAUCUAUGAGGAGAUUUUUGAGAGUUUGGGGUAUAAGAACGAAAUCGAGAGGUUGCGGGGGGAAGGGAAGAUUGAGAUUUUGUCGAUGGAAGAGAUUGGGAUUAUGAGGGAUCAGAGUAGGGGUGGGAGGAUGGUUGUUUGGAGGAGGAGGUGA
Molecule: messenger RNA, 312 nt
Organism: Pseudocercospora fijiensis CIRAD86
Lineage: Eukaryota; Fungi; Ascomycota; Dothideomycetes; Mycosphaerellales; Mycosphaerellaceae
Exons: 1
Source: RefSeq, a predicted model, not a curated record